CCAAUCAGAGAUCGUGUUGCUCGCCGAUCUGGCAGUAUCAACAUGGCAGCUUUCUGAGUUUUGGUGGAGGGAACCUGGUGUAAAUAAACACAAAAUUCACGUUUUACAGAUAACGACAGCGUUCGGGCGUUUCUGUUUAGGGGCGGUUGGAGCGCAGAGGGAAAAUGUCGAGUGACGGAAACAAAAAACAGUUCUGGAAACGAAACGCAGCGAAGGUUCCUGGCAGCAUUCAACAUGUGUAUGGCGCACAGCAUCCACCUUUUGACCCACUUCUUCAUGCCAAUUUAAUUAAAGCAGGCAACAAGCCUCCUCCAGCCACACCUGGCAAGCCGAAGAAGGCUACUACGUUCCAGGAGUUUGAGAGUAUCACAAGUGAUGCCUGGGAUGUUGGAGAUGACGACGAUGAGCUGCUGGCCAUGGCUGCACAGAACCUCAACAUUGAGGUGGUCAUGGAAACGGCCAAUAAGGUUAUUGAGAAUCACAGCAAGCAGCAGGAGAGACAGAGAUUGGAUGACACAACAGAGCUGGAACACAGAGACGAGGAGGAGGUGGCGGAGGAUGAGGAGGAAGAUGAAGAAGACGAAGAGGACAGGGUGGAAGAGGGAGACGUGACCAGCCCAGAGUUGUCGUUUGCCUCUCAGAGCAGCCCUUACACUGAUAGUCGCUUAGUAAAGUCCCACAGUGAAGCUCCAAUUGGGUCACCUAAAGAUGCAGCAGGCGAGCACGCAGCCCUCCACAGACAGCGAUCUCUACCCCACCGGCCACCCGUCAUUCCGCUGGUGGCUCGCAUGGCCGACCAGAACACGUCUGGCACGCCGGCGAUGACUGAGAGGGAAGCGUCCCGGCUGGAUAAAUUCAAACAGUUGUUGGCUGGACCCAACACAGAUCUGGAGGAAUUACGGAAACUCAGCUGGUCUGGAAUCCCAAGACAAGUCCGACCAAUUACAUGGAAACUCCUCUCGGGUUACCUGCCAGCUAAUGCAGAAAGGAGAGAGAGCGUCCUACAGAGGAAGAGACAAGAGUAUUUUGGCUUCAUUCAGCAAUACUACGACUCCCGCAAUGAUGAGCAUCAUCAAGACACAUACCGACAGAUCCACAUAGACAUUCCUAGGAUGAAUCUAGAGUCUUUGGUGCCCCAGCCAAAGCUAACAGAGAUUCACAUUGACAUACCGAGAACUAAUCCCCUUAUUCCUCUCUUUCAACAAGCUUCUGUCCAAGAGAUUUUCGAGCGGAUCCUGUUCAUCUGGGCCAUCCGACACCCGGCCAGCGGCUACGUGCAGGGCAUCAACGACCUGGUCACGCCGUUCUUCGUCGUCUACGUCUUCGAGUACAUCGAGGAGGAAGUGGAAAACUUUGACGUGUCCAGUCUUCAGGAAGAGGCUCUGAGGAACAUCGAAGCUGACAGCUUCUGGUGCAUGAGCAAACUGCUGGAUGGCAUCCAGGACAACUAUACAUUUGCCCAGCCAGGCAUCCAGAGGAAAGUCAAGGCUCUGGAGGAGCUGGUCAGCAGGAUUGAUGAGUCCGUUCACCGCCACAUGCACCACUACGAGGUGGAGUAUCUGCAGUUCGCCUUCCGAUGGAUGAACAACCUCCUGAUGAGGGAGUUGCCGCUGCGCUGCACCAUCAGACUCUGGGACACCUACCAGGCUGAACCAGAGGGCUUCUCCCAUUUCCACCUCUACGUGUGUGCGGCCUUCCUCGUGAAGUGGAGGAAGGAGAUUUUAGAGGAGAGGGAUUUCCAGGGCCUCAUGAUCCUCCUGCAGAACCUUCCCACAAUGCACUGGGGCAACGAGGAAGUGAGCGUGCUGCUGGCCGAGGCCUACCGGUUGAAGUUCGCCUUCGCCGACGCGCCCAACCACUACAAGAGAUGAUGAGCGUGGCUCCGUGUUCCGCUCCCCCUCCUCUUCCCGCCUCCCCCUCUGCACCCCCCACCACACACACACACACACACACACACACACACACACACACACAGACACCUGCUGAACUUACUGUAGAGGCCUCUGUUUCUACACGGACGGAUCUGCCCUUUCCUCAACCUCCCCUUUGAGUCUUUCGGCUUCUAAGAGAUUUGAACCAACCAAUGACUGGGUUUGACGUGUGGAGUAGCAUUCAAACACCCUUUUUUUAAUUAUUAUCAUUGAUUCUUCUGCGAUGAGCUCUGCAAUGUGCAUUCCUGCAGUCAGGUGCAGAACUUCCUCCUCCUCCUUCUUCGGACUUCUUUUGGUGUUUGGUCAGGUCAAGGUGACGCCUCAGGCCUGAUGCAUGGCC
Molecule: messenger RNA, 2271 nt
Organism: Betta splendens (Siamese fighting fish)
Lineage: Eukaryota; Metazoa; Chordata; Actinopteri; Anabantiformes; Osphronemidae
Gene: tbc1d22a
Product: TBC1 domain family, member 22a
Exons: 15
Coding region: 165-1871 (568 amino acids)
Biological process (GO): activation of GTPase activity
Molecular function (GO): GTPase activator activity
Source: RefSeq, a predicted model, not a curated record